This is a messenger RNA of Lathyrus oleraceus (garden pea), 1687 nucleotides long. Its product is annotated as amino acid transporter AVT3C. The coding region runs from base 208 to 1485 and encodes 425 amino acids. The transcript has a single exon. The record is from RefSeq and is a predicted model, not a curated record. NCBI's taxonomy places the organism in Eukaryota, Viridiplantae, Streptophyta, Magnoliopsida, Fabales, Fabaceae. Gene Ontology annotation, cellular component: vacuolar membrane. Gene Ontology annotation, biological process: amino acid transmembrane transport; neutral amino acid transport. Gene Ontology annotation, molecular function: neutral L-amino acid transmembrane transporter activity; L-amino acid transmembrane transporter activity.
UUACUAGAAGAAAAAAAGAACGUGGGGCAUUUUUGAAUUUUUUUUUUUGAUAAGCACUGAUGAGUAUUAAUCUCCAUCUCUAUUCAUUGAAUUUUGUGAGACGCCGGAGAUAUUUAAUCCAGCUAGCAAGAUCAAUAACCUAUCAGAACUCUAAAUUCUCUUCCCACUGCUAUAACUUUUUAUCUUUUUCUUCUCUAUUUCUCAAUCAUGGUGGUCAAAGAACAAGGUUCAUCAUCUUAUUCACUCGCGCCAUAUCCUCAAGAAGACACGCCUCUUCUCACGAAUUCACCACCCCUCUCUUCCCAAUUCAAAACCUGCGCCAACAUCUUCAUCGCCAUCGUCGGCGCCGGAGUUCUCGGUCUCCCUUACAGUUUCAAACGAACCGGUUGGGCUGCUGGUUUAAUCAUGCUCUUCGUCGUCGCUUAUAUAACCUACCACUGCAUGUUGCUUCUAGUCAAGACGCGUCGGAAACUCGAAUCAGUUACGGGUUUCUCAAAAAUCAAAUCUUUUGGCGAUUUGGGUUUCGCCGUUUGUGGCCGAUUCGGUCGGUUCUCAGUUGAUGCGAUGAUUGUUCUUUCUCAAGCUGGUUUCUGUGUUAGUUAUCUUAUUUUCAUUUCUUCCACUUUAGCUUUUCUCGCUGCCGGUGACUCUACCGGAGAAUCUGUUCCGGUGUUUUUGGGUUUGACUUCGAAGGUUUUGUUUCUUUGGGGGUGUUUUCCUUUUCAAUUAGGGUUGAAUUCGAUUAAGACUUUGACUCAUUUAGCUCCUUUGAGUAUUUUUGCGGAUGCUGUUGAUAUUACUGCUAAGAGUGUUGUUAUGGUGGAAGAUGUUUUUGUUUUCGUCAAGAAUAGGCCAAGUUUGGAAGCUUUUAAGGGUUUCUCUGUGUUUUUCUAUGGUAUAGGUGUUGCUGUUUAUGCUUUUGAAGGGAUUGGGAUGGUUUUGCCUUUGGAAAGUGAGACUAAAAAUAAGGACAAGUUUGGUAGGGUGUUGGGUUUAGGGAUGGGUAUGAUUUCUCUAUUGUUUGGUGGUUUUGGUUUAUUAGGUUACUUUGCUUUUGGUGAGGAAACUAAGGAUAUUAUCACUACGAAUCUAGGUCAAGGUUUGGUGAGUGUUGUGGUUCAAUUAGGGCUUUGUAUUAACUUGUUUAUUACUUUUCCUUUGAUGAUGAAUCCUGUUCAUGAGGUGUUUGAGAGAAGGUUUUGGGGUUCUAGGUAUUGCUUGUGGUUGAGGUGGUUGUUGGUUUUGGUUGUGAGUUUGGUGGCUGUUUCGGUGCCUAAUUUUGCUGAUUUUCUUUCACUUGUUGGAAGCAGUGUUUGUGUUGUUCUUGGAUUUGUGUUGCCUGCUCUGUUUCAUUGUAUGGUUUUCAAGGAGGAGUUGGGUUGGAGAUGCAUGGUUUCUGAUGGGGCAAUUAUGGCUUUUGGCUUUGUUGUUGCUGUUACUGGAACCUUUAGCUCUGUGGCAGAGAUUCUUUCUCCUAAGGCCUGAUUUGAUUUGGAAGAACUGCAAAUUUUCAGAUUCUUUCUCCUAAGGCCCGAUUGAAUGAUGAUUAUGUGUGAUGAAACUACGAAUUCUUUGUUGCUGUAUUUUGUAUUUUUUUUUAUGUAAAAAGUUGUAGCCACGGUUUGUUGGGAUUGAUGAAAAUAAAGGGAACAUGUGCUAGUGAUAGUGUUCCUUGAACAUUUUUGAA